CAAUCCCCCUUCUGACGUCCGUCUUUCUUCCUUUCAUUCCAUCCCAACCGCCAUCGCCAUCCGCCUGAGACGCUCUGCCUUCAUCUUUGCCAGCCGACUUCUCAUCUUCCACUCCGCAAUACUACACAGACGCCAUGGCUGAGAUCCGCCGAAAGCUCGUCAUCGUCGGCGACGGUGCCUGCGGUAAAACCUGUUUGUUGAUUGUCUUCUCCAAGGGCGCUUUCCCUGAGGUCUACGUCCCCACCGUUUUCGAGAACUACGUCGCCGACGUCCAGGUUGACAACAAGCACGUCGAGCUGGCCCUUUGGGAUACGGCUGGCCAGGAAGAUUACGACCGUCUCCGACCUCUCUCCUACCCCGACUCCCACGUCAUCCUGAUCUGCUUCGCCAUUGAUUCUCCUGACUCUCUGGACAAUGUUCUUGAGAAGUGGAUCUCUGAGGUCGUGCACUUCUGCUCAGGCCUUCCCAUCAUCUUGGUCGGCUGCAAGGCUGAUCUGCGAGACGAUCCCAACACCAUCGAGGCCUUGAGGGCAACCAACCAGAAGCCGGUUUCCUCUUCGGACGCUGAGGCUGUUGCUAAGAAGAUCGGCGCAUACAAGUACUUGGAGUGCUCUGCUCGAACUGGCAGCGGCGUCCGCGAGGUCUUUGAGCACGCCACUCGCGCUGCUCUCAUGUCUCGCUCCACCCGCAAGAGCAGCCACAAGAAGUGCCUUGUUCUGUAAACGUGUUUUAUCCUUAUACCCGUCCAUCCCGAGUACACACCCGUUUCCAUUCGCGGCUCGAUUCCCCCCUUUGUAAUUCGAUGCGUUCCUUCCGUUCUUCACAAGCCAACUCACACAAACAAUACGCGGCUGGUUGGGUAAUGAAGGAUGGGCGUUAGCCGCCAUGGUUUGCCGGUUGUCUGCGGGCAUAGGUUUUUUUCCGGGGAUUUGGAACUUGGUUGUCUCGUUUUGCGUGUCUUGCGCGUCUUCGCUAGCGGACACGGCGAGAAGGGUUACUUGGUUGCGUGCAUGGUUCUGCAGUCCCAUCACCGUCAUGGAGUAAGGAUUCUCUAGGGAAAGAGAGAUGAUUGCGAAAGAAGGUAAACCAGAUGUUUUCCCCCUUAUGCCUCUGUCAUAAUGCCGGCGGGCAAGCCGGUCUUGCUUUACUGUAUCUUCCCAGUGGUGCGAAACGGGGUCGACGGGCCUAAUGUUGGAGCUGGCUUUCUUUUUUUCUGAGCUACGAGCGGUUGAUGGUUGAUUCGGGAGCGUACAGAUGGAAUAGAGGGCUUGCAGUUUGUCUAGCUAUGAGAGGAGAUGAGCGGAGGCAUGGGGUGUAAGUAGGUAGCAGCUGUGGAUUUGUCGCACUUUGGAAGUUGCCGGGACUCUCGCGAGCGGUCUCUACAACAGGUUAUCAUACAUUUGUUUCGGUUUUUUUUUUCUUUUUCAACUUGUUCAGUCCAAGGUUCGAGGGCCUGUGCAGUGUGUUUUUGUCUUGUAUUGUCUUGGCUUUUUUUUUUUUUUUAACUUGGCUUGGUUGUAAUAUCGCUUUGUCUUUACACACUCAACAUGUUAGAUUGCGGGU
Molecule: messenger RNA, 1563 nt
Organism: Trichoderma virens Gv29-8
Lineage: Eukaryota; Fungi; Ascomycota; Sordariomycetes; Hypocreales; Hypocreaceae
Gene: rho1
Product: ras small GTPase Rho1
Exons: 5
Coding region: 135-722 (195 amino acids)
Biological process (GO): small GTPase-mediated signal transduction
Molecular function (GO): GTP binding; GTPase activity
Source: RefSeq, a predicted model, not a curated record